AUGCAACCUAACCGCGGAUUUCACCCUUCAAAUGAUGAGCUGGCUGACUCGGUCGGGUCGAAUCCUAUACGUACUCCAAACAAAGGGACCACAUACUGCAACAAUCGAGUGCCGCCAGUUGACUUGGUACCCCGCAGCCAACCGCACGACAACCAAAGCCGUACCUCUGUUGACUCCGUCCUUGUUUUACCCACUCCUGAUGUACACCCAAAGUCUCGGCCGGUAGAUGUACCUCGCAACAGACCAGUGGGGGGUAGGCCCAUAGGUAGGUCUGUGCCGCAGACUGGCGAAUCUGAGAUUCAAUCCGGAUCAAGGUAA
This is a messenger RNA of Aspergillus calidoustus, 318 nucleotides long. Lineage: Eukaryota; Fungi; Ascomycota; Eurotiomycetes; Eurotiales; Aspergillaceae. The record is from the annotation of a GenBank genome assembly.